This is a messenger RNA of Porites lobata, 470 nucleotides long. The record is from the annotation of a GenBank genome assembly. Lineage: Eukaryota; Metazoa; Cnidaria; Anthozoa; Scleractinia; Poritidae.
AAGGAGCUCUUGCCAUUGGUGAAAGGCAAGACAGUCAGACUAAUGCCACUUCCCCAUGGCAAGAGCCAGACAUGGUUCAAAGCAGAAAUAGAAGAACUAGCAGAUGUGCGAUCCUAUAAAGUGAAGACAGAAGAUGGCAGAAUCUUCCGCAGAAACCGCAGACAUCUCUGCAGGAGCAGAGAGCCAUUCUACAGCUCACAACCUAGCGAGGCCCCUGUAGCCUUGCAACCCCCGGAUAUGGCAGCCUCUCCAGAGAAACUCCAAGGACCUCAGCCAACAGAAGGUCAGUCAUUCCCAACAGUGCCAGCUCAGGGGGACCAGUCUAAACAGCUAACCAAAACCCUGUUGCAAUACCUAGCAAGGCCCAACCUCUGUGAACAACACUUAACAAGUCUAGGCCAGUUGAAAAUAGGAUCACAAGAGCUGGUCGGUUGUCAAAGCCACCUGGCUAUUUAAAGGACUAUGCUUGA